AAAAGAACAAGAAAAAAAAAAACGAUCCGCUGAUUGCACCGAGAAACACUAAACACACACACACACACACACACACGGAGUUUAAUCUGUUCCAAACUACAGAGGAUCUGAAAGACUCUCAGGCGUUUUCCGGAUGAAACCACGGGGGCUACGAGGAUAAAACAGCGCUCGCGACACUAAACGAGCUGCAGAUGGAGGAGGUCGGGGUCAGUGCGCCGCAGCGCUGCCCGGAACCCCCCAGCCCACGUUCUGCCGGACCUCCGAGCGCCGCAUGCGCAAGUCCGGCUCGGGGAACAUCUUUCAGGGCGUGAACCUGCGGCAGCUCAGGCGGCUCUUCCGCUCGGCCGGGGAGCCAGACGCUGAGCAGAAAGCCAGGCAGGUGUGGAGGAACCGGAGACGGGCCGAAGGAGACGAGGAGGGUGGAGACGAGGUCUCUGAGGAGGAAGAGGAGGACGAAGGGUUGGCACAGGCUUUGGUGGGGCUCCGGUUGAGGGCGAGAAACCGCAGCGGGAUCCGAGCCGAGACGAGCAGAGGGGCCCGGGUGUUCGGCCACAGCAGAACGAGCGAGCGGACGACGCCCGAGGUCACACCCGAAGACGACGUCGCUGCUCGGGGAGCCUGCGGCGAGAAGGCCAAGUCACGAGACCAGAGGGACGAGGACGACGUCCAAGGGACGUGUAGCCGAGACGAUAAAGAUCCGGAACGCUACCUGCACCGAAUACGACACUGACUACUACAUGAACAAUGCAACUUAGCUGGGACACUAAACACGAUCCACUGAUAAGGGAGCUGAAGCAUGAACACCAUGAUGGAGGGACACUACAGAGCUGCUCACGUGUGUUUACUACAAACCAAACACUAAUGACCUGACGUUCACUAAACACAAUCCUGCAUUAACUCCGUGCCACCAGUACCAGACCCUGGGAAAGCUGCUUCCGGGUCACAAGAACGUUCUGGGGAAACAGCUAUAGAUAAAACACUAUUAUUUAUUGUA
Silurus meridionalis is the source of this 994-nucleotide messenger RNA. It is a transcript of the gene avpi1, whose product is annotated as arginine vasopressin induced 1. The record is from RefSeq and is a predicted model, not a curated record. The transcript is spliced from 3 exons. Bases 272 to 730 code for a protein of 152 amino acids. NCBI's taxonomy places the organism in Eukaryota, Metazoa, Chordata, Actinopteri, Siluriformes, Siluridae.